AUGACCUCCGCCAAGACCGACGUCGAGGCGGCUCCGUCCUCCGGCACCGACACCGACACCACCACCCCCGGCGUCACCACCAAGGAAGCCCUCCCACAGCCCGACGAUGAAGACGACGAGUUCCCCGACGGCGGCCUCCGGGCGUGGCUGGUCGUCGCGGGCGGCGCGGCCGUCUUCUUCUGUUGCCUCGGCCUCGGCAACUCGUUCGGCACCUUUGCCGCGUACUACCUGUCGCACCAGCUGCGCGGGCAUUCGCCGGACGCGGUCGCCUGGAUCGGCAGCGUGUCCGCGUUCCUGCCCUUCGUGACGGGCGUGCUCGGUGGGCCGUUGUUCGACCGGUACGGCGCGGCGGUCGUCCGCCCCGGCGCCGCCCUCUACUUCGCCGCCGUCAUGGGCCUCAGCGCGUGCCGCACGUACGCGCAGCUCAUGCUCGUGCAGGGCGUGCUCAUGGGCGCCGCCGUUGCGCUCCUGCAGUUCCCGGCCUUCGCCGCCGUCGCGCACCACUUCAAGCGGCGGCGCGCGGCCGCGCUCGGCCUCAUGGUCGCGGGGUCCUCGCUCGGCGGCGUCGUCAUGCCCGUGUUGCUGUCGCGCAUGCUCAACGAUUCCAACCUCGGCUUCGGGUGGAGCGUGCGCGUCGUUGGCCUCAUCAUCCUGCCGUUCCUGCUCUUCGCCUGCUUCGCCAUCGCCCCGCGACUGCCUCCCCGGCCCCGCCAGUUCGUGAUGUUCGAGAUGUACCGGGACGCCAAGUUUGUGCUGUUCUGCACGUCGUUCCUGUUCAUCCUCGUGGGCAUGUUCACGCCCAUCUUCUACCUGCCGACGUAUGCGCAGCGCCGCGGCAUGCGCCCCGCGCUGGCGGGGUACCUGCCGGCGGUGCUCAACGGCGCGUCGACGCUCGGCCGCGUGAUCCCGGGCGUGCUGGCCGAUCGGUACGGGCCGGUCAACGUCUUCGGCAUCGGCGCGGUGGCGACGGGCGUCGUGGUGUUCUGCUUCAACCUGCCGCAGUCUAACGCCAGCAUCAUCGCGUACGCCGCCGUCUUUGGCUUCGUCUCUGGAACGAUCAUCUCGGGCGCGUCGGCGGCCAUCUCCGUCUUUGCGCGCGAUGCCCGCGACAUCGGCACGUACAUGGGCAUGGGCAUGGCGCUGGCGUCGAUCGGCGUGCUGGUCGGGCCGCCGGUCAACGGCGCGUUCGUCAAGGCGUACGGCGGCUACUUUGAGGUGUCUGUGUUUAGCGGCACCGUGUGCUUGUUUGGCGGCAUCCUUGCGCUGGCAAUCAAGGCCAUGAUGCCGCAGGGGCUAUUCGGGCGGACGUAG
This is a messenger RNA of Cordyceps fumosorosea ARSEF 2679, 1311 nucleotides long. Its product is annotated as Major facilitator superfamily domain, general substrate transporter. The record is from RefSeq and is a predicted model, not a curated record. Gene Ontology annotation, biological process: transmembrane transport. Gene Ontology annotation, molecular function: transmembrane transporter activity. The transcript has 2 exons. Bases 1 to 1311 code for a protein of 436 amino acids. NCBI's taxonomy places the organism in Eukaryota, Fungi, Ascomycota, Sordariomycetes, Hypocreales, Cordycipitaceae. Gene Ontology annotation, cellular component: fungal-type vacuole membrane.